CCCUUGACCUCCUCUGCCUGUCUCGCACUAGCUCGCUGCUGCUCCCAAAGUACCCACUUUCUCCCCUUCGCUUCUCGUUCUUUGACUUCUCCAGACCUCUUGCUUUGCCUUGAGUCCACCCAGAUGCCCACUACCACCACUGCUACUCCUGGCUCUCUUUCUGCCUCACCUGCUUCUCCACUCGUCAACCCCCAUCCCUCCUCCUCCUCCUCCUCCUCCUCCUCUGACCCUGAUCCCCUCGCAGACCACCGCCCUUCCUCUUCUUCUUUAUCGCGAGGAGACGCCCUGUCCGGCUCCCGUUCGCCUUCCACUUCCACAUCCAGCUCCAGCUCUACAUCCAGCACCCAAAAGUCAAAGACAAAGCCGCCGACACCGCCCGCUGCUGCUGUCGCUGCCGCUGAGCCCGUCCUUGCUCCCAGGCCAGUCCCGACUGUCGCCCGCCGCUCGACUUUGACCUCCCGCUUUCCGCUGCUACGCAAGUCCAGUCGCGAGCCCGCCCACCUCACCCACACCAGAGGCAACAGCAACUCGACCAACUCGACUCACCUCCUUCCCACCGCCGCCCCGCGUGCCUCCAUCUCGUCUUCGCGUGGCCGACAAGAUCCCUCCAUUGAUCAGCCUAGGCCCCGUAAUCCGUCUACGGUCAACAGCAACAGAUCGCUGAGCCGCGAGCCGGAGCGCUUCGCCCAAAACCCCCCCGCACGAAGCCCUUCGCGCGCUGUACCCUCACCUGCCGCUGCUCCUAUCCCACCGCCAGACCACAAAAUGCAUCAAACUUCCUCUAGGUUGCUCCGCAUGACGGACGAUGAGCGGCCUUUUACUCGGGACUUCAAGGAUUUGUUUUCGACCCUCAUGGUGUCGUUGCCCCUUACAUCCCAUCGUGUCCGCUUCAGGAUGAUCGAUUCUACAUUUACUUCCGACGAGGCCAUCACAAAUCUGGGCUCCCUCAAAUUCUCCCAAUCGAACCGCAUGCCGGAUCCCAAAGACUCAUCCCGUGUUGUCACUACUACCACAACCACCACCUUCUCCAUGGCCAAGGAGAUGGCCCGAUCCGUGUGUCAAAAAUUCCUCGAGGCAAAGUUUGUUGAGUCAUGUGAAAACAAGGUCGAUUUCCAAAACAAGAGCUCUGUGUGGCAGCUCUCCCCCAAGGGCAUCCACAUCUUGGAUCGUUUCUGUUCCCGCAAUGGCAUUCAGUCAGCUCACGUCAAGAACGUAAUUGAAUCUCCUCGCAACGCACACCAACUCGUCAUUCUGGAGAGAAACACCGAGACCGACAAGCUGCACAACGACGAGCAAACGGUCGAGAUCAUUUUCCGCCGCUUUGUGGGUCACACCGCCAACGAGGUCCACUCCGAAACCGAGUCUGUUCAUGAGUUUUCAAGGUGUGAUACUGGUGUUCGGCUUGUCAAGCACAAGCCUACAUCGAGUCGCCCCUACGAAUACACGCUUAGUGGAAGAACCGCUGCUGAGUGGCUUAUGGACUGUUCCACCAUGGUCGAUCGUCGGGAGUCGUUGGAAAUCGGCUCCAUGUUCUUGCAACUCGGCUUGAUUGCCCCUGUGGAUUCACGCAACUCGGCCGACAAGUUCCAAGCGCUCAAACAGGUACAUUACUUCAUCACUCAGCACGGUGAGCGUGUCGCCGGAUGGAACCUCAGAGACGAUGUAUCGGUCAACUCCGAGUCCAAUCCCAACAAAGCACGUGACGGUGCAGCUCGCGACUCCAACAGCAACCGCACAAACGUCAUCAUUCGCAACCCAUCGUGGCGUUUGCUCUACCGUGAAUUUCUCAAGGACACCAUGUGCGAAGAGAACUUGUCUUUCUAUCUCGAUGUUCAAGAGUUCAACCACCAAUAUCGGGCUGCAGUCAAUGCUUCUGGUGAGAGCAAGAUCGAGACUAUCCGGGAAACUCUCGCUGCUGCAUAUGGCUUGUACAAUGCUUUCCUAGCCCCCGGCUCGCCCAACGAACUCAACAUCGAUCACGCUUUGAGGACGCAGCUUGCGACUCGCAUGACCCGUGCCGUUGGUGAUGAUCAGGCGAUGAUGCAGAGUUUGGUAGAGGUUGCGUCCCUUUUUGAGAAGGCACAGAACUCGAUAUUCAAGCUCAUGUCUAGUGAUUCCGUCCCGAAAUUCAUCAAACAUCCCAAAUACGGACCCCAACUUCGCGGACUCGAUGCUGCUGCCGCUGCAGCCUACGGCACUCCCAAUGGAAACUCGCGAUAA
Molecule: messenger RNA, 2220 nt
Organism: Periconia digitata
Lineage: Eukaryota; Fungi; Ascomycota; Dothideomycetes; Pleosporales; Periconiaceae
Source: the annotation of a GenBank genome assembly